Messenger RNA from Gymnodraco acuticeps, 1809 nucleotides. RefSeq names its product alkaline ceramidase 1 (gene acer1). Gene Ontology annotation, biological process: ceramide metabolic process. Lineage: Eukaryota; Metazoa; Chordata; Actinopteri; Perciformes; Bathydraconidae. The coding region runs from base 97 to 924 and encodes 275 amino acids. Gene Ontology annotation, molecular function: hydrolase activity, acting on carbon-nitrogen (but not peptide) bonds, in linear amides. The transcript has 7 exons. The record is from RefSeq and is a predicted model, not a curated record. Gene Ontology annotation, cellular component: membrane.
CACGGUCUCGUACAACAGGCUCGGGAGCGUUUCGAUGCACCUGUUGAUCCACCUGGAGCAGAGCAACACCGACGGACUGCAGGCUGAGACGGCAACAUGGGAGGUUUCUGCUCCAGUGAAAAGAUGGCAGGAGUUUUCUCCUAUGAAAGUUCAGAAAUCGACUGGUGUGAAGACAACUACAAACAGUCCGAACAUAUAGUGGAGUACUUCAACACUAUUAGCAGCUUUUUCUUCUUCAUUAUAUCUCCCAUCAUGCUCUAUCUUCUGCACCCUUAUGCCAAAGAGAGGAACCUGGCGAUUCACAUGGUCUGGACCAUGAUGAUAUUUGUAGGGCUCUUCUCGGCGUACUUCCACAUGACUCUUAGUUUCGUUGGCCAGAUGUUGGAUGAGCUGUCCAUCCUGUGGGUGUUGGCGAUGGUAUAUGUAGUCUGGUUCCCCCGCAGACUCUUCCCUUCUUUUAUUAAAGACAGGUCCACAUUUUCAAACCUUGUCCUGGUGAUUACUAUCGUCUCCACGCUGUCAUCCUUUGUCAAACCUACAGCCAACGCCUACGUUUUAAACUGCUUUGGCAUUCAUAUGGUUUACAUGCUGGCUGUUGAGAUGAAAUGCUGCACUGACCAGAAGGCUUUGCGUCUCUGCAAGGUGUCGGUGGCUCUGUGGGUGCUCGCUGUCUCCUGCUGGAUUAGUGACCGCUUUGGAUGCAGCUUUUGGCAGAGUCUGAAUUUCUGCUACCUGCACGGUAUCUGGCACAUUCUGAUAGUGAUAGCAGUGGCCUAUGGCACCACCCUGAUAGCUUACCUUGAUGCCAGCUAUGAGAUCCCCUACUCUCUGCCGGGACUGCAGUACUGGCCCUGUGAUAGAUGGGCUGUUGGAAUACCUCACAUUGUCCUGAAGGGCACGACCAAAACACAGAAACGGUGCUAACAAAGUCAUGUGUAACGUCGGCAGCACAUCUGCAUUAGCACACUUCAUGUGUUCAUAGAGGCUUCUUACCUUAAAGACACAAUCUGUGAGGAAAUAGUCCCAUAGAAUAAUGAUAACAUAGGAUUAUGACUAGAUCACAUAAGAUUGUUUUCUGAUUCCGUUGAAAGAUUGUUUACACUAGCUGGAUUACCAAAUGGGGUCCGAGUUGGGUUGAGUUAUGCAGGUUUUAACAGAACUCAUUUGCACAUUAACGUCUGAAAACAAAGAUAUUUAUGAACCAGUAUAAGCCAGUAUGAGCCAGUAUAAGAAAGUGCUAAAAAUAUUUGUGUUGAUAAUGAAAAGGGGAAGCUUGAGAGAAAAGUGAUAUAAGAAAGUGAUAUAAGUAUAAGAAAGUGCUACAAAUAUUUGUGUUGAUAAUGAAAAGGGGAAGCUUGAGAGAAAAGUGAUAAAUGAUGCACUAUAUCAACAUUUUUUAGAUCGAACUGUGUUUUAUGUCUUUGCCAAGAGGCCCAUUGUUUAAUAUGCCCUCUAUUUUUUACAUUAAUAAUCAUUGUCGACACAAGGCUAUUGCAAUUCUUAAUCUAUGAGACACACAAAGUAUUUAUGUAUAAUCUACAGCAUGUUUCAGAGUUUUAAUAAAUUGUAUUUGAAAUAAAAACAUUAUUUAUAUGUAUCUAAUGAUGAAUAAUUUUGAUACUGAAGCACAUUCGAUGAUUACUCCAAUUGAAACUAUAUGGAAAAUAUAAAAACAAAAACUGUUGUGAACAGACCUGGAGGAUGUCUGGUGUUAAGAGUUGACUGAUAUAUAACUUAUUGAUAGACAUUUAGUGACUUAAAGACCAUAAAUUGUCUAAUAAAGGAGAACAUUUGAGAAUUUGUAUGUAA